CUCCAUCGCCCCGGCUUUCUACUGAUUCAUCUCAACACUCCCUGGGUUUUCUAUUUUCUCCAUUCUAUCGUUCCCCACGAUCUCUUCGAGUCCUGUUCGGUCAGUAACCUGUAUAAGAUACCGCUCGUUACAUAGCUAGCCUCUUGGUCUCCAUCCGCCAUGGCAUCUCCGAACGACUUCACUGUUGCAAUGACCAACCGGUCGCUCCGCAACAUCCGAUCUGAACUUGAUUUCCUCGCUGAUGCCUCAGUCAUUACACCGCAACAACAUUCAUCAAUCCUGUCACAAUUGCGAGACCUCUCCAUGAAUAUGCCCGAAGUAUCUCAACCGCGGUCAGAGAAAACGACUUCAUCAGCACCUCCGGCUGCAACUCCCGCGCCAACGCAGCCCUCUCCGGGCCCGUAUACUCCCCCGACUAGCCAGUUUGCGAAUGCGACGUUGAACGAGAAAUCUAGCCUACAUAACCAGUUCUCGACCCCCCCUCCACCUGCAUACCAACAAGGACCACCUGUGCUAUCAGUAGCCUCGGCUCUAUAUGCCUAUACUCCCACAGAUGCGGGGGAUCUAGCGUUGCAACCGAACGAUCGCAUCCAAGUAUUGGAGCAUAUGAACAACGACUGGUGGCGUGGUCGAAAUGAGCGAACCAACCUGGAAGGUAUCUUCCCUCGCAGCUACGUACGAGUUAUCGAGGAGAAAUCCGUUCCUCCUGCGCCCGUUCCUCAGCCGACGAAUUAUGGCAAUAUGCCUCUGGAAGUCAGUCAGAGUGGUUCCGCACCCCAAGCCGAAGGGAAACAUAGCAGGUUCGGAGAACAGGGGAAGAAGUUUGGGAAGAAGUUGGGCAAUGCUGCAAUCUUCGGUGCUGGCGCCACGAUGGGCGCGGAUCUUGUGAACAGUAUUUUUUAGUGUUGAAAUCCAACUGCAACUGGCGCAACCAACUGCACCUUUGGCCUUGGUAGAAUGGAUCUCUCGGGUCGAGCGACGAUGAACCUUUCCCUCUUUCUAUCUCUUAGUCUGUCGGGUCCGGCGUUUGGGAGUUGUUAUGCUAGUAUGAGCUGUUAACAGACUGAUUGGGUUCUUUCAGGUUGCGCAUGGCCGUGUCUUCUCCCUUGCUACAUGUAGAACAGAAAUGUCAUGUUAUAACUCCAUCUCACCGAGUUGAUUAGUAUAAAUGCCGCUGGUCCCUGGAAGAUGAUUCAAAAUGUCCUGCGGAAUCUAUUCGGUGGACUAGUGUCG
Messenger RNA from Monascus purpureus, 1233 nucleotides. The record is from the annotation of a GenBank genome assembly. NCBI's taxonomy places the organism in Eukaryota, Fungi, Ascomycota, Eurotiomycetes, Eurotiales, Aspergillaceae.